AUGGCUAUCUACCGAGGUUUCGUGGCAAUCUUGCUAGCCAUACCUAUAUUGCCGUCUUGCAUUGUAGGCCUUGGGCUAAGUGAAAGACAGGCGGCCGAGACCAACAACAAGUUUAUUAUUAGCUUGAAAGAUGGCCUCUCAAAACGCGAGGUUGAUGCCUACGUAAACCGGGUCAAUGAUUUCCAUGAGCGAAUCCUUGGUCGACGCGAGCUAAACUUCCCUGGCAUCGAAAAUAAGAUAGAUAUGGGCAAGUUUCACGCUAUCGUUGCAGAAGUUGAGCCUGAUGAGCUCGUUCGUAUUAGUGAAGUUAUUGUCCAACCUGAUGCAGGCUACGGCUUGGCUGCGAUAUCUAGCCAAGGUCCAGGCUCUACCGACUAUCGCUAUGAUAAUAGUGCCGGCAAAGGCACAUUUGCAUACAUUGUGGACACGGGCAUUAACGCCGAUCACGAGGAGUUUGGUGGUCGUGUCACCAAAGGAUUCAACGGAUUCAAUGACUCGAUCAUUGAUUUAUUUGGUCACGGCACUCUGGUUGCUGGUGUUUUGGGCUCAAAGACAUACGGCGCGGCAAAAUUGGCUAACCUUAUUGAUGUCAAGGUAUUUGAAGGGGAUGAGACCCCAAGGUCGAAGGUUCUCUCUGGCUACGCUUGGGCAGUUAACGACAUCACCAGUAGGGGCCGUGCCAGCCGAUCUGUUAUCAAUAUGUCACUUGGUGGGCCGUUCAGCCAAGUAUUCAAUAAAGCUGUCGAGAGUGCAUUCCAGUCCGGUAUUCUUACUGUCGCUUGUGCCGGAAACGAUGCCAAGUCUACAGCAACGGCGUCCCCAGCGUCAACCCCCAACGCAAUAACAGUCGGUGCUAUCGAUCAGAGUUGGAAAAUGGCCGGAUUCUCCAAUUUUGGCUCAGAAGUUGACAUCUUGGCUCCUGGCGUUGAUAUUCUGACGACUUUUAUUGGGUCAACCACUGCUAAGAAACGCGCGAGUGGAACGUCCCUCUCCUGUCCUUACGUUGCUGGCAUGGCAUUGUACGUCGCUGCUCUCGAGAAUAUUAACUCUCCCGCCGAAAUAACUAGCAGGAUUCUUGCUCUCGGAACCAGAGACAAAGCUACGGAUUUAAAGAGUAAUACAGUUAAUCUGGUUGCGAACAACGGAGCUUUAGGCGUUUCUCCCAGAGCUUUUAACUCAUGA
Pochonia chlamydosporia 170 is the source of this 1182-nucleotide messenger RNA. RefSeq names its product alkaline proteinase. Gene Ontology annotation, molecular function: serine-type endopeptidase activity. The record is from RefSeq and is a predicted model, not a curated record. The transcript is spliced from 3 exons. Gene Ontology annotation, biological process: proteolysis. NCBI's taxonomy places the organism in Eukaryota, Fungi, Ascomycota, Sordariomycetes, Hypocreales, Clavicipitaceae. Bases 1 to 1182 code for a protein of 393 amino acids.